AUGCCUCUCGCGAACUCCUCAUCUACAAGUCUGCAGGACAAUGAAGAAAUUGUGAUUCGACAAAUUGUUUACCACUUACCUGAUGGCCAACCAUUUGAAGCAGAAAAAGAAAACGACGAUGACGAAAAAGAUAUUUUCCAAAACAACAACAGUCGCCAUGAAAUGCGCAUUGGAGGUGGUGCCGAAUUGGCUGUGUAUUCCGAAGAGCAUCUCUCAUUGAAUGAAGAACCCGAGGAGGAACCCUAUCGUUUGAAACCAAUUUCGGCAUUACAAAGGAAUCUAAGGAAAUUCCUACGUUAUCUGACUCAGGGAUUGCUGAUGAUUUGUUGGCUUACCUUUACCUAUCACCUGAUGAGGUAUCCGGAACGGGAAGAGGAAAUGGUGUUGCUAAGUUUUCCACCCCAAAUGGCAAUAAUAUAUGAGUUGCCAUUAGAUUUGCAGGGUGUGGGUUUGGCAAUGAAAUUGAGAGGACUUUUUUCAAGGGAAAGUUUUCAAGAUAUGAAAGUUGUAGCUAGCCAGGAAGCAAAGAAGUCCUUCCUAAGUUAUGUUUUACAAGGCAGCUCAAAGGAUUUACUGAAGACCAAAAAUAUUUCCCUAGUAAAACAUUUGUUUAUUAACGAAAAUUCUACAAGUUUGAGCCUGGUGGAAAAAGUCAUGGAACAAAUUAUUUUCCCAGAAACUUCGAGGAAAUUCCAACUAUUGUUCCGCAGCAAAUCCAUGGAAGAUAUUUCCCUGGAACUAUUUGUGACCCCUGUGGAGUCUGGCCAAACCUGGAUAAUUAUCUGGGGUCUGGCGCUCCUAAUUACAAUUUAUUUGCUCAUGGCCUCCGAUCUUUUGCAUCGCACCUUUGCUGCCAUACUUUGCAGUUCCCUGAUUAUUGGCCUGGUGGCUGCCAUCCACGUGAGGCCUUCCCUGGAGGAGGUGUUCCAUGGCAUGGAAUUCGAUAUUAUCAUGAACUUUUUUGGCAUAUCCCUGAUAAUGGAAAUCCUGGCUGAAACCGGUUUACAAGACUAUUUGGCAGCCUGGAGUUAUGAAAUGGCCAAUGGCCACAUUUGGCCUUUGCUCAAUGUUUUGUUCCCCUCCAGUGUUCUCUUGGCCCUAAUUUUCGAUGACAUUACCCUGAUAUUGUUCCUGACACCCAUCGGCCUGAGACUUUGUGAAAUAAUGCAUUUGAAUUGUGCCCCAAUUCUGGCAUGCCUUAUAAUUGCCAUUAAUCUGGGUUGCUCCCUGACACCAAGCAGCUCCCUUUCCAAUUAUCUGAUUUUCCAACAUGAGAGUUUGAAGCAGGAGAACCUCUCCUAUGGCUCAUUUCUCAUUCACCUUCUGCCAGCCUCUCUCUUGAACUUACUGCAAUCCUACAUCCAUCUUCGUCUGUUGUUCCACAAUUCGGCCCAAAUUGGUACCAAGGAACCCCUACAGGUGGAGAGACUAAGGCGCCUGACUAGGGUGUGGCGCAAAGUUUCCGAUCGCAUGGGUGCCUAUUCCCUGGAUGAACGCUCGGCCAAAGACACCGUGGAUACACGCAUAAGGAGUCUCCGGAAACGUCUCAAACGCCUGGGAAAAAUGCCCGAUCCACCCUCAGGAUUUGAGGAGAAGGUUUUGAAGUUACGCCAGAAUUUCCAUCUAAAGAAAAUACCCCUGCUCAUCGCCUGUCUGCUGGCCAUUUUGGUGCGUUUUUUAUUUGUCAUCCUGGAUCAGGGUUUCCAAUCCAUUCAAAUAUCCCUGGGAUGGAUAUCGGUACUGGGAGCCUUGCUGUGUCUCAGUCUAUGCAAUUAUGAAGAUCUGGAGGGGGUUCUGGGACGCAUUGACUGGGCCACAAUGCUUUUCAUUUCGGCGCUAUUUAUUCUCAGCCAAAUGCUUGAGAAAUUGGGAUUCUCUGAAGCAAUUGGUGCAAUGUUGGAAAACUCUUUGGCAAAUGUGGAGACCGAAUAUCGCCUAACCCUUGGAAUUUUGGCCAUAAUUGGAAUCUCUGCCAGCCUAAGUCUGUUGCUCAGCAAUGCGACCUUGAUUAACUUGCUGCUGCCUGUGAUAACAGUCUUAGCCAAGAAUGAAAAAGUAAAUAUACCCCUAAUGCCUUUGGUGUGGUCCCUGGCCCUGGGCUGCAGCUUGGGCGCCAAUGGAUGUCUUGUCGCUGGCAUUGUCAAUGUUGCCUGUACCGGUGUGGCCUCUAAGCAUGGCUACUCCAUAACAUUUUGGGAUUAUUUUAAAAUCGGUUUCCUCAUUAUGUUGGGUAAUUUAAUUAUAGCUUCUUGUUAUCUCCUGUUGGCCCAUGUUUUGGGUCAGUGGCACUGA
Molecule: messenger RNA, 2292 nt
Organism: Musca domestica (house fly)
Lineage: Eukaryota; Metazoa; Arthropoda; Insecta; Diptera; Muscidae
Product: P protein-like
Exons: 1
Coding region: 1-2292 (763 amino acids)
Biological process (GO): transmembrane transport
Cellular component (GO): membrane
Source: RefSeq, a predicted model, not a curated record